AUGGUAGCCAAUCCAUCCGAGGAAAAGCCCGCCGCUGGAACCAACAUCUGCGUUGGUGGAUAUGACGGCAGCGUGGCUGGUCUCACGCUGCGCCCCGACGCCGAGGACCUUCUGUCUCUCCAGGCGACCUUCGCCUACGCCUCGCACAUCACCGCCGUGCGCAGCGCCGCCUUAUCGGGCUCCACUCUCGUCACGGGCAGCGCAGACGAGACCGUCCGCAUCUAUGACCUGGCCCGCCGCGUCGAGCGCGGCUCGCUCUUCGAGCACUCCGGCACCGUGAACGCGCUCGUUUUCUUCCGCGAUGGGCCACGCCGCCUGCUCAUGUCGGCCGGUGACGACGCGCUCAUGUGCGUCUGGCGCACUUCCGAUUGGAAGUGUCUCAAGAGGAUGCAUGGUCACCAGGCGCCCGUGCUCGACGUCGCUGUCCACCCCAGUGCGAGAGUCGCCCUGUCCGUCGCGAAGGAUCGCUCCCUCUUCAUGUGGAACAUGGUCAAAGGGAAAAUCGCCUUCUCUGCCAAGACCAAGGAAACUCCAGCCACCACAGUCGAGUGGGCCCCGGGCGGGGAGAGGUACAUGCUCGUGGCCGGGAAGAGUGUCAAGUUGUCUAACGUCGAGGGGAAGGAUGUGGAGACGUUUGUACAUGAACGUCCGGUCCUGGCAGCUGCGUUUGUGAAGGAGGGCGUGUUGGCGACAGGUGGGGAGGACAAAAUCGUUAGGGUGUGGGAUCAGAGGACGGGGGGAUGUGUUAUUGCGUGCAAACAUGAGAAGAGGGUCAGAGGGGUUGCGUGCGUUGAUGGCUUGGUGGUAGCCGCGGAUUCGGGAGGAGGGGUUAAAAUUUGGGAUGCGCGGAUGGGAGGGAGCGCGAGGUUGGAGACUUGCCUGGGUGGCGGGGAUAUGAGGCUUACUUGUUUGGCGGCAGCGAAGGAGGUAGAAGAGGUGGAGAAGGUGCCGAAGACGGAAGAAGAAGAGGAAGGGGAGACGAAAGACGAGGGAAGGCAAGAGAAAGGCAAGGGUGCUCGGCGGAAGCGCAGGGAGGAGCGACCGGCUCCGCUUGAGGGCACUGCGUCGCAACGAAAGCGCAAAAAGCGGAAGGAGCAGAAGGCCUCUUGA
This is a messenger RNA of Chondrus crispus (carragheen), 1110 nucleotides long. RefSeq lists its product as hypothetical. The transcript has a single exon. The record is from RefSeq and is a predicted model, not a curated record. The coding region runs from base 1 to 1110 and encodes 369 amino acids. NCBI's taxonomy places the organism in Eukaryota, Rhodophyta, Florideophyceae, Gigartinales, Gigartinaceae. Gene Ontology annotation, molecular function: protein binding.